Molecule: messenger RNA, 426 nt
Organism: Cryptotermes secundus
Lineage: Eukaryota; Metazoa; Arthropoda; Insecta; Blattodea; Kalotermitidae
Product: katanin p60 ATPase-containing subunit A1-like
Exons: 3
Coding region: 1-426 (141 amino acids)
Biological process (GO): microtubule severing
Cellular component (GO): microtubule cytoskeleton
Molecular function (GO): ATP hydrolysis activity; ATP binding
Source: RefSeq, a predicted model, not a curated record
AUGCCCAAGAGAAAGGAACAGGAUACAGAGAAACUAGUCAGGCUGCUCUUCGAGAUGGCCCGUUUCUAUGCCCCCAGCACAAUAUUUAUAGACGAGAUUGACUCCAGAAAGAGGUCAGAAUCAGAACAUGAAGCAAAAAGAAGAGUGAAGUCGGAGCUUCUAGUUAAGAUGGAUGGAGUUAGUUCUAGCAGUGAAGAUCCUACUAAGCUAGUUAUGGUUUUAGCAGCAACGAGGUUUCCCUGGGACAUUGAUGAUACAUUACGGAGAAGACUGGAGAAAGGGAUAUAUAUUCCUCUUCCAAAUAGUGGUGGACGUGAGACACUAUUAAGAAUUAAUCUCCGAGAAAUAAAAUUGGAUUCAGAUGUGGAUCUAAAGGAUAUUGCAAAGAACUUAGAAGGCUACUCUAGCCUGGAGUCGGACAUAUAG